AUGAGACAUUAUGAUAAAAGGGACAAUUUCGAUUAUACACCAUUGGUAUCGAAAGAUAGUCCACAAUAUAAGGAGAUUCAUUAUAGCGAUAAAUGGAAUAGUCAUUGGAUAAUGGCCCCCGUCGGCUCCCUCGCCUACACGCAAAAAGAUAAAUUACAAAAAGUAUUUAAGGAUAUUGGAGAUGGUGAGGAAACUACCAUUCAAGUUGACCAAGCUGGUAUAUCGGAAAAUGCGGAUUACACAUCUAAAGAUGAUGGUUUAUGGUGGUUUGCAGGAUUGGAAGCUGCCGCCUUGAAGAUGGGAGGUUAUUUCGGUUUAGAUCACGAUAAGAUAACUUGGGGUGAUCCCGUCAAAGCUUUCAAAAUGUUGACCAAUGAAAAAGCCACUUUCGAAGCUGUAAAAGACAAAGAUCAACUUAAGAAAAUAUUCAAGCGAUCCAAAGAUAUCCCAGUCAUAAUGGGAACAGGUCAACACAGUGAUGAUCAAUUAAGCCUAAGUACAUGGUCAUGGUACACUAUCCUGGAAUAUACGGGACAAGGUCUAAAGACUUCAAAUGAUAAAGUAAUACCGAAUGGGUGA
Messenger RNA from Kwoniella botswanensis, 579 nucleotides. RefSeq lists its product as uncharacterized. The record is from RefSeq and is a predicted model, not a curated record. The transcript is spliced from 5 exons. Lineage: Eukaryota; Fungi; Basidiomycota; Tremellomycetes; Tremellales; Cryptococcaceae. Bases 1 to 579 code for a protein of 192 amino acids.